Hippocampus zosterae (dwarf seahorse) is the source of this 2177-nucleotide messenger RNA. RefSeq names its product poly-U binding splicing factor a (gene puf60a). The record is from RefSeq and is a predicted model, not a curated record. Gene Ontology annotation, molecular function: RNA binding. NCBI's taxonomy places the organism in Eukaryota, Metazoa, Chordata, Actinopteri, Syngnathiformes, Syngnathidae. The coding region runs from base 208 to 1647 and encodes 479 amino acids. The transcript is spliced from 11 exons. Gene Ontology annotation, cellular component: precatalytic spliceosome; catalytic step 2 spliceosome. Gene Ontology annotation, biological process: alternative mRNA splicing, via spliceosome; regulation of alternative mRNA splicing, via spliceosome; mRNA splice site recognition.
GCGGCCAGCGGAAGUGACGUAGCUGCCCCAAAGCUGCUCAGUCACACGAGUGACACUUGGAUGCUUACAUUUGGCAAAAAUAUCAACAGUGGACCAAACCGAACACUCACAGCUAGACACACAGAUACAGAACCGGACUGGAGCUCGAGUGUAAGGUGCUAGCCGCGUUUGCGGGUAACGGAGUAAGGCAAGCCAGCGGCCGCUGUGAUGCCACUGCGCAUGCUUGUCAUGGAAAACGGACAAGGCAACACGACCGGCAACACGACCACUACCACAACCACGACGAGGCUUGGCCUGCCGCCGCUCACCUUCGAACAACAGGAGGCGCUGCAGAAGGCCAAAAAGUAUGCCAUGGAGCAGAGCAUCCGGAAUGUUCUGGUCAGACAGACUAUGGCUCAGCAGCAGCAACAGCAGCAGCUUAGUGGACUGCAGAUGGCCUCUUUGUCGGUGGGUUUCGGAGAACUUUCUCCUCUGCAGUCAGUGGCGGCUCAACGCCAGCGCGCCUUGGCCAUCAUGUGCCGCGUCUACGUUGGCUCCAUCUACUACGAGCUGGGCGAGGACACCAUCAGGCAGGCUUUCAUCCCCUUCGGACCCAUCAAAAGCAUCGACAUGUCCUGGGACUCUGUCACCAUGAAGCAUAAGGGUUUUGCCUUUGUGGAAUACGAAACGCCAGAAGCGGCUCAGCUGGCUCUGGACCAAAUGAACUCUGUCGUCCUGGGAGGGCGAAAUAUUAAGGUGGGCCGGCCCAGUAACAUCGGGCAGGCUCAACCCAUCAUCGAGCAGCUGGCGGAGGAAGCGCGUGCCUUCAACAGGAUCUACGUGGCGUCCGUUCAUCGCGACCUGUCGGACGGCGACAUCCGGAGCGUGUUUGAGGCCUUUGGGAAGAUCAAGUCAUGCAUGUUGGCUCGCGAGCCCACCACAGGACGCCACAAAAGCUACGGCUACAUCGAGUACGACAAGCCUCAGGCAGCCGUCGACGCAGUGGCCUCCAUGAACCUAUUUGACCUGGGCGGCCAGUACUUGCGAGUUGGGAAGGCCGUCACGCCGCCCGUGCCACUCAUCACUGCCUCGGGAGGCCUGGCUGCAGCUGCCAACUUCACUGCCCAGGAUCCAGUGGGCGCAUCAGUGCUGAGAGCGCUGGCUGGUCUUCCGCAAGGCGUCAUGGCGGCUCAGGCUCCGGGAGUCAUCACAGGCGUGACCCCAGCUCGAGCAGGACUGCCUCAAGUGGCUCUGGUCAAUCCCGUCCUGGCCACGCCCCCUGCCCUGAGGAUGGAUGAAGGGCAGCGCCAGGGAGCGCCCUUGGACGCGAGUAAACCGACUGACGGACACCAAGACAUUAACAAGAUUUCGCGUGUGAUGGUCCUGAGAAACAUGGUUGGCCUGGACGACAUUGACGACCACCUGGAGGGUGAGGUGACGGAGGAGUGCGGCAAGUUCGGCCAGGUCAAGCGAGUGGUCAUCUACCAGGAACGGCAGGGAGAGGACGCCGAUGCCGAUGUCAUCAUUAAGAUCUUCGUGGAGUUCAACCACACAGCCGAGAUGACCCGAGCGGUCCGGGCUUUAGACCGCCGCUGGUUCGGCGGUCGCAAGGUGUCAGCCGAGGCCUACGAACAAGAGCGCUUUGAGAACAAUGACCUGUCGGCGUAGACGCGCGCCGACAACAACCUGUCAGCGUGGACGUAAGCCAAGGGUGCCGUAUGAGCGUUGACGCUAGCCAGCGGCAUCCCGUCAGCGUAGAGGCUCGCCAAUGGCCACCUAUUGACGGUAAAAAUCGCCAACGGCGACCGAUUGCAACAACCCCUUUGAGACCCGUCUGUGUGGACACUGAUCAAGUGCUGUCAGCAAAGAUGCCUCGAGUACUGCGACGAGCCAGCGUAAGGUCCCGUUUGGGUUUGAGAAUCGGAAUUGGGACUUGAAUGAGCAGCGAAAUGGCCACGCGCGGUCAAGCCAAUCCUUUUUCAGGCUGUACCUUGACGAGGACGGGAAGUGGACGUGAGGAACGUUGAUGAUUUCUAUCACCUGUCUUGAAUGCGCUCACCAUUGUGACCUUUCAUGGCCAUCGCACAGCUGUGCUGCCACGUGACGUCAGCUGACUAAUGACAACUGUGUUUGAGCCUCAAAGACUGCCCACAAACAUUUUGUAAAUGUUUCUCUUGGUUUUAUAUUAAAACAGAAAA